Molecule: messenger RNA, 2901 nt
Organism: Orbilia oligospora ATCC 24927
Lineage: Eukaryota; Fungi; Ascomycota; Orbiliomycetes; Orbiliales; Orbiliaceae
Exons: 7
Coding region: 1-2901 (966 amino acids)
Biological process (GO): protein import into nucleus
Cellular component (GO): nuclear membrane; cytoplasm
Molecular function (GO): small GTPase binding
Source: RefSeq, a predicted model, not a curated record
AUGGCUACAACAAGCCCGGAUCUCGCUCCAAUUCUUCAGGCCCUGGCUACCAUGCAGGGCCAUGCCGAUCGAGCACAAAAGUACCAAGCCAACGAAUAUCUCGAGGCAUUUCAGAAAUCGCCAGAAGCAUGGAGCUUCACCUUCACUAUGUUAAAAUCAACAGAAUUACCUCUCGACGUCAAACUAUUUGCGGCCACUACUCUCAAGGGAAAGAUAAUCUACGAUGUCCCCCAGCUUCCCCGGCAUUUUCUUGGAGAACUUAGGGAUUCACUUCUUGGCCUACUCCGAGAUUUCAGAUCCGAGAAAAAAAACAGAAUUAUCAGAACCCAACUCAAUGUCUGCCUCGCAAUUCUUGCGAUUCAAAUGACAGAAUGGAAGAACGUCCUGGACUCCGUUAUCGAAAAACUAGGAACCGAUGCCGAUGGCAAUAUUUGUCUCCUAGAAUUCCUCAAAGUUCUCCCAGAAGAAGUCACAGAAGGUCGCAGAAUUCGCAUGACGGACGAAGAGCUAGAUGCUCGUGCAAAAGAGCUCCUCGAGGACAAUACACAACAAGUCAUUAACAUACUAGUAUCCUACUCACAAUCUGUUCCCACAGCUUGCGAAGAGCCACUCCUCACAUCUUGUCUCACAUCUUGGUUGAGGGAGAUUCCUGUGCUCACGAUAGUAAACUCCCCCCUCCUCGCAAGCACGAUUAAAGCAUUGUCAUCAGAAGCGGCUUUCGACUCUGCGGUUGAUUGCCUCUGUGCAAUGUUCGCCGAAACCCGGGAUGUGGAUGAAUGCUUAGAUACUAUAAAUGUUUUGAUCCCGGAGGUCAUGAAAUUGCAACCGAGAAUCGCCGAUGCAGCCGAAAACGACAUCGAACAACUCCGAGGAUAUACGAAACUGUUUGCAGAGGCUGGAGAAGCAUGGGUCAUCCUAAUUGCUCGGAUGCCAGUAGCGUUCCGACCUCUCGUCGAAGCUAUCCUAGAAUGUUCUGCCAGGGAUAGAGAGCAGGAAGUUAUUGGCCUUACAUUCAACUUUUGGUUCGACCUCAAGAACUACCUCGUCUUAGAAAAUUAUAUUGAAGCUAGGGUUCAGCUAGCCGACCUUUUCGCUAGUCUCGUGGAUGUUAUGAUUGGCCAUCUAAAAUAUCCAAUCCCCGAGUCUAACAACGAGUCGGACCUCUUCGACGGAGACCGAGAACAGGAAGAAAGAUUUAGAGAAUUCCGACACAAGAUGGGUGAUGUUUUGAAGGAUUGUUGUGAAGUUUUGGGAGCUCGAGAUUGCUUGGCGAAGGCAUAUACACUAGUCGAGCAGUACAUGAGAUCCUAUGUCGCUGGAACCCCAUCAGCACAGAACCCUGUCCCUAACUGGCAAGCUUUGGAAGCUCCCCUGUUCAGCAUGCGUGCAAUGGGACGAAUGGUCCCUAGCGACGAGGCUGAAGUACUCCCCAGAAUCAUGAGUCUUCUCAUCCAACUCCCAGAACACCCUAAAGUGCGAUUUGCAGCCACCUUGGUUUUGGGGAGAUACACAGAAUGGACUGCGAAGCACCCGGAAUACUUGGAGGCCCAGCUCACAUAUAUCACCAACGGAUUUGCCCAUAGCGACAAGGAUGUUAUGCGAGCUGCUGCUAUGGCCCUGCGAUACUUUUGUCAAGACUGCCACCAAUUGCUCGUUGGCCAUAUUACCCAGUUGCAUACAUUUUACGAGCAAGUCAGCGCAAAUCUACCUACCCAAAGUUUAGAGGAAGUCACGGAUGGAGUCGCCCAUGUAGUUGCCGCACAGCCGAUUGAAAAGAUUUACGAUGCACUCAGACUUUUUUGCGAACCGAUUACGAAAAGAUUGAUGGACAAAGCGAAUCAAGCAAGGGAUAAAGAAUCAGUUCGAGAACUCUCCGAAAUCGUCUCCCUUCUCACCACGUUCGCGGCAAUCGUCCGACCGAAUGUUGAAGCCGACAAAGAGAACCCAAUGGUCCGCUUCUGGACAGACGUUUUCCCGGUGGUUACAACUAUCCUGGAGACCUUUAUUGCCUAUCCCGCGAUUUGUGAACGGGUAUCCAAGUUCUAUCGCACACUUUUGAUUUCAUAUAGGACGGCUAUGCUUCCACUGUUGCCAGUCCUAGCCGACAAAUUGGCUACAUGCUUCCAAAAAUCAAAGCAAGGAUGCUUUUUAUGGGUUACCGGCUCUGUCAUCAGAGAAUUCAACGACGAGGAGUUUGUAGACCAGAACACAAGAGAGGCUAUAUACCAAUUCCUUCAACAGCAGUGUUGGACGAUGUUCAAGAUCCUUUCGGAAGAGCAACCCAAGGAUAUUCCGGACCUGGUUGAAGACUUUUUCAGACUGAUGCAAGAUGCAAUAAUGUUUCACCCUAUGCGAAUAAUCCCAUCCCAGCUUCUAGAACCCAGCCUUAAAGCAGCAUUAGCCUGCCUGGUUCUUGAACAAAACGAGCCUCUCAUCGCAGUGCUCCAUUUCCUUCGCGACCUCCUUGUGUAUGGCACUCCGACACCUCCAACAUCUCGCUAUGAUUCCCCAGAGAACCCUCCUGAGAUCAGGUCUGCUGUGGUCAAUAUCACCAGGGCUCAGGGAGACGUACUCACCAUCCGGAUCUUGAGUGGGCUCAUGUAUUCCUUCCCACGAGACUGCGUUCCUGAUAGCUCUGGAGUCUUGAUGACCCUGAUCGAGCUACUCCCUGAAGAGACCAUCGGCUGGGUUUCUAAGACAGUCAAUCAGCUCCCCCCCGGUUCAGUAACCGAACAGGAAAGACAAAAGUUUAUGACAAAUUUCCAACAAUCCAUAAUCACCAGAGACGCAAAGAAGGUGAGGUACCAGCUCCAAGAUUUCACAAACUGGUAUAGGAGAAAGAACGUUACACCCCGCGCUGCGUCGACGUCCGGGAUUAGUACCCCGAAGUUUAGCUUUUAA